Mycotypha africana is the source of this 2763-nucleotide messenger RNA. Its product is annotated as P-loop containing nucleoside triphosphate hydrolase protein. The transcript is spliced from 7 exons. Gene Ontology annotation, biological process: microtubule-based movement. The record is from RefSeq and is a predicted model, not a curated record. Bases 189 to 2498 code for a protein of 769 amino acids. Lineage: Eukaryota; Fungi; Mucoromycota; Mucoromycetes; Mucorales; Mycotyphaceae. Gene Ontology annotation, molecular function: ATP binding; microtubule binding; microtubule motor activity.
GAGGUACAGGAACCCGAAGACAACAUGAAAUGCACUCUUUUUUUCUUCUAUCAUAUUGAACUGUCUACUUUUUUCUUCUCUUUUUUCCACUUAUUAUCGAUAAAACUUACCGCUACAACUGAUUUCCUACAAACUAUAAAUCAAAAGCAAUUCCUCUUAAACAUCAAGCAGAUACGAACAAUAGCAGAAUGCUUCAUAGUAGCUUCUCUUCUGAUGCAUUUAUUCCGAGCGCUUCUGACAGUCGAGCUCCAGUAAACAAUUUAACAACUUCGUUAUCUGAUAUGAGCACUUCAUUUCCUUCAAUCACCCCAGCUUUUUCCAAAUCAGCAACAAUUAGUAGUUCUAUCACCUCUAUCCGUGAAAAUGUACAAGUAAUUGUACGCUGUCGGCCAAAGUCCAAAGCAGAAGAAGAGGGCGCAGAUGCUCCACCUUGCUGGAGCAUAAAACCUGACGUUGGAUCUAUUGAAUUAGUAAAGCCAAAGCUUUCGAAUUCAAGCCAUCUUUUCCAUUUCGAUCAAGUUUAUAUGGGCGUUGAUAACGAUCAAGUUUAUAAUGCUGGAAUAAGUCACUUGGUCAAAUCUUCCAUGAUGGGAUAUAACGGAACUGUAUUUGCUUACGGUCAAACAGCUAGUGGUAAAACUUACACAAUGGUAAGUAAUGAUCAGCAACCUGGAAUAAUCCCAAGAGCAAUCAACGAUGUUUUUACCUACAUCGAAGAGGAUACCAGCGGCCGUGAAUACUUGUUAAGAGUAUCUUAUUUAGAAAUCUACAAUGAGAAGAUUAAAGAUUUAUUGAAUAUCGACAACCAAGAUAUUAGUAUCGUUGAAGGCAAAAAAGGUGUUCAUGUUCGUAAUCUCACAGAAGUCAAAGUCAAGAGUCCUAAAGAAGUAUUUGAUAUAAUCAACCAGGGAGAAGCAAACAGACACAUUAGCGCCACUGACUACAAUCAACGAAGUAGUCGCUCCCAUACUGUUUUUCAGGUCGUCAUUGAAAGUCGGCAUAUAGGCGUUUCUAAUGGUGUGCAAAUUUCACAGUUGAAUCUGAUUGACCUUGCCGGUUCUGAAAAAGUAGCCUCAGAUGUAGAAAGAAGGAAAGAAGGUGCCUAUAUCAACAAGAGUUUACUGACUUUGGGUACCGUCAUUCAUAAGUUGACAACAGCUAAAACAGCACAGCAUAUUCCUUUCCGUAAUUCUAAAUUGACAAGAAUAUUGCAAGGUGCGCUUUCAGGCAAUGCGCGUAUUUCCGUUAUAUGUACAAUUAAUCCUACUUAUGCGUCUAAGGACGAAUCGUUAAAUACGCUUAAAUUUGCUCAGCGUACAAAGUUAAUGCAGACUGCGGCCCGAGUAACUAAUAUCCAUGACAAUUCUGAAUUAGAGAAUUGCCUUAUUAAAAUUGCUGAAUUGCAAACAAAAGUGAAGGAGAAGGAUGAUUCAGAAGCAGAAACAAGAGAACGUUUGAAGAAUUUACUGAGUCUCAUCUUGAAAAGCUCUAAAACGACCGCUGAAGAUGGUGAAGACGCGGUCAGCAGUCGCGAUACGGCUCUUGGCAUCAAUAAUGCCAGCAAUCUAAACUUGAUGGAUGACGAUAUAUUGAAUGCUUCGACGAUCCAUGAAGUCGUUGGUCGGUGUGAGGAAACUCUAGCAGCGCAACUCGAUGUUCAUAAUAUAGAAGUGCAACGAAUGCGAACUGAACAACACCAACUGCAAGCUAAAAUCAAAAUGCUAGAGGCUCUUCAAGCUCAGCAUUUAGAGACAUUAGCUAAACGCGACCAUCAAAUUGACAAACUUAAUAAGGAACUAUUCGACGCAAAACAAGCUAUCACGAAUGCCUCAAAGAAGAUUAUUAAUUUAUCCAAAAAAAUUACAUACAACGACAGAGGAGUUCAGUGUGAUUCAUUAAAAGAGAAGUGUACAAUUGCUACUGCUAAGACCAUGGAUACAGGUGUUCAAAGUUGUAGCUCUGAUCAUUUAAAGGAAGGCAGAAAGGCAAAACAAGCAGUGAAAGAUAGUAACACCGAUACUAAAUUCAUCGACGCAAACAUUCAAACCGAUGUUAUAUCAAUAAAAAGCGACAUGGACGAAGAUUCAAAAGGAACAAGUGAGAGCUGGUGUCUUGAAAGUGUUUCCUUCUCACCUUGCAAUAAUAGUCAUGUUCAAGAUUUUGAUAGUACAGAUGAAUGGAUAGAAACAGUGUCUGAGUUAGCAGUAUUACCCAGCAGAGUAGACACCCCCAAAGACGACAUCCUUAGUACUUCCUCAUCACUCGCAGAAACAGUCAACAUGAAAGUCGCGAAUCUACAGACCAGAACAAAUGAGCAACCGUCGAAUGAAAUGUCAAUGAAUGCUAGUAGUGCUUCAAUGAAUGCUAAUGAUACUUCAGCAAAAAAGGACUUUGCAGAUUAUGUGCCGUAUAGCGGUUCUAUCAGACAGCAAGUUCCAUUUAUUAUAUUCACUAACCCUUUUGCUGUCAUACUGAUGUUAGCCUAUUUUUUCUGGUGAAUUACCCAUUCUCCAUUAUACUUACCAUAUCGUACGGUUGCUAAAACAUUAUACGAUACAUCAUUUGUACUUUUUUUUGUUACCCUUUAUACCUUUUCAUUCUGUUCAACUUCAUAUUUCCUCUUCUUUCGUAUUUUUCUAUCACUUUAGUAUCCUAACCCUCUCCUAUCGUUAUAGCAUAUUCUAUCAGUUUAGCAAAAAAAUCAAAGAUUUUUGUCUCAGAAUCAGAUAAGCCCAAGAUGGGCUGUUUAAAAAAUCAACUCGA